AUGAUAUCUGCGCUUCUUCCGCUCCUGCUAAUAUGCGCAGCGGCUCACGGUGUGUUCAUGUACGCCAUGCCCAACCCCGACGCCGCAUACCCUCCGCCCUACGGCCAUGACGAAUCCUGCACGACCUCCGCCGCGGCUAACGAUCGGCUCCCGCCCCGCCGCGAUAUUCGCGGGACAGGUCGUAUCUUGGACAUCACUCACAGGGUGCAUAAGGAUUUGCCGUCGUGGGAUUCCGAAGACGGCCUCGGCCGCUACGUGUGGCUCGCUAAGAGCAUGAAGAACGGAUCGCUGGCUAACAACUCGGAGAUGAAGCUCGGGGCUCACACGGGCACGCACGUGGACGCGCCGGGGCACGUAUAUGACCACUACUUCGAUUCCGGGUUCGAUGUUGACACGCUUGACCUUGAAGUCCUCAAUGGUCCUGCAUUGCUUGUUGAUGUUCCAAGAGACAAAAAUAUUACAGCCGAAGUAAUGGAGUCCUUAAACAUUCCCAAAGGAGUAAAAAGAGUACUUUUUAGAACACUUAAUACAGACAGGGGCCUUAUGUAUAAAACUGCAUUCGACACAAGUUAUGUGGGCUUCAUGAAAGAUGGGGCACAGUGGCUUGUGGACAACACUGACAUCAAACUUGUGGGAAUUGACUACUUGUCUGUUGCUGCUUAUGAUGAUUUAAUCCCUUCUCAUCUUGUUCUUCUCAAAAGCAAGGAAAUUAUCCUAGUUGAGGGACUCAAACUCGACAAAGUUCCAGUUGGACUAUAUAACUUGCAUUGCCUGCCUUUGAGAUUGGUUGGUUCCGAGGGAUCCCCCAUCAGAUGCAUUCUCAUCAAGUGGCACUCGGAUUUUUCAAUAAUAGUAGAGGCUACCCCGCCGGGAAUAGCCAAAAACCCGAGCCACGCGAGGUGCUUGAUAAAAAAGUACAAGCAUUGCUACAACUUGGAGCACGUGUGCCCCAAGUAUUGCCCCGACUCCUGCUCGGUCGAGUGUGUCUCGUGCAAACCAAUAUGUGGCGGCGUCUCGACGAUACCAACGCCAGACUCCGAGUCCCCAUCGCCACCGGAGGGUUCACCUGGAAUAGGUUCCGAUGAUUCCAAAGGAGACGAUAAUGGAAAAGGAGGUGGAAAAGGUGAUGAUGAUAAUGGAGAAGGAAAUGGAAAGGGAGGUGGAGAAGGUGAUGAUAAUAAUAAUGGAAAAGGACAUAGAAAGGGAGGUGGAAAAGGCGAUGAUGAUAAUGGAAAAGGACAUGGAAAGGGAGGUGGUGAUGAUAGAAACGAAACUCCUCCGACUCAAACACCCGUACCACCGCAGUCUCCACCAGCUCCGGUGCCCGAUUCACCGCUAAAUUCUCCUCCAUCUAUCCCCGUCACACCACCACCGUCAUCACCAACUCCAACACCCGUACCACCACAGUCUCCACCAGCUCCCGUGCCCGAUUCACCGCCAAAUUCUCCUCCAUCUAUCCCCGUCACACCACCACUGUCACCACCAACGCCAACACCUGCACCACCGCAGUCUCCACCGACUCCGAUUUCGGAUUCACCGCCAUUUUCUCCUCCAUCUAUCCCCGUCACACCACCACCGUCACCAUCAACUCCAACACCCGUACCACCGCAGUCUCCACCGGCUCUAAUGUCGGAUUCACCACCAAACUCUCCUCCAUCUAUCCCCAUCACACCACCACAAACUCCGCCACCAUCGACUCCCACAAACUCUCCACCAACUCCAUCAACACCUACACCUCCAUCACCAGUUACUCGUCCUCCUCCUGCCGAUGUUCCCACACCUCCGACAGAUUUAUCAGAAGCUGCCGGAGGAAGGAGAAAGAGGUGCAGGAAUAGAAACUAUCCCCACUGUUAUGGCGUGCAACACGUUUGUCCCGCUUACUGUCCACGCACCUGCGAGAUCGACUGCGUCACCUGCAGACCUGUCUGUCAAUGCGAUAUGCCAGGCGCGGUUUGCCAGGACCCUCGCUUCAUAGGUGGGGACGGCAUCACCUUCUACUUCCACGGCAAGAAGGGCCGUGACUUCUGCCUCGUCAACCAACCGAACCUCCACAUCAACGCCCACUUCAUCGGUCGUCGCAACGAAAACAUGAAGCGUGACUUUACGUGGGUCCAAUCCAUCGGCAUCCUCUUUGGGCCCCACCGGCUAUUAGUCGGCACGCAGAAAACCGCAAUAUGGAACGAUGCCGUCGACCGACUCUCGCUCGCGUUCGACGGCGAACCCAUUGCCCUCCCAACCGCCGAGGGCUUCAAAUGGAAAGCCACAAACCUCCCUUCCGCCAACAUCUCGGCAAAUGUGGUCCCCAUCACGAAACACGAGUCAAAAGUCCACAACUACAGAAUCACCGAUGACGACUGCUUCGCGCAUCUCGAGCUCGGUUUCAAAUUCUUUUCGUUGAGCGAGAACGUGAAUGGAGUACUGGGGCAGACCUACGGGAAGAACUACGUGAGUAGGGUGGAAAUGGGAGUGCCGAUGCCGGUUCUUGGCGGGAAAAGGGAGUUUGCGGUUUCGAACCUUUUCGCUGCUGAUUGCGAAGUUUCGCAGUUUCAAAGCGGCGAAAUGCAGCUAGGAAGUGUUCUCGAGCUGCCGGCCAUCAACUGUAGCAGUGGUGUUGAUGGGAAGGGAGUUGUUUGCAAGAGAUGA
Molecule: messenger RNA, 2643 nt
Organism: Striga hermonthica
Lineage: Eukaryota; Viridiplantae; Streptophyta; Magnoliopsida; Lamiales; Orobanchaceae
Source: the annotation of a GenBank genome assembly